This is a messenger RNA of Penicillium taxi, 411 nucleotides long. RefSeq lists its product as uncharacterized. The record is from RefSeq and is a predicted model, not a curated record. The transcript is spliced from 2 exons. Lineage: Eukaryota; Fungi; Ascomycota; Eurotiomycetes; Eurotiales; Aspergillaceae. Bases 1 to 411 code for a protein of 136 amino acids.
AUGCACUUCUCCACUACAUUUGCAUCUGCAGCCAUGCUCGUACUUGGCGCUCGCGCUGCACUGCCUGUUGCAAGCAUUGAAUUUCAAUCUUGGUCAGACUGCCCAGCUGGAGAUUUGGCCGAUGGCAAGCCCGUGAGCGUGGCAGAAGUAGCCACUACUCCAGUUACCUGUGACAAGACCCCCGUCUCCCGUCAAUGGAACGUCGACUUCUUCUCCUUCAAAGCUCUCAUGGACACCAAGGAAGCCAAGCUAUGCAGUGGUGUCUAUGCCUGGAACAACGACGAUUGCUCUGGUGAGCCCUGGUCAUUCUUGCCUUUCGAUGGCGAGGGUGUUGUCCAGGGUCAAUGCCUCCCAGAUUCACUGGAUCCUACAUACCUCUCCUUCCAGCUUUCUUGCUAUGGUUACUACUAA